Messenger RNA from Oreochromis aureus, 2507 nucleotides. Its product is annotated as cystathionine beta-synthase-like. Gene Ontology annotation, cellular component: cytoplasm. Bases 158 to 1912 code for a protein of 584 amino acids. The transcript is spliced from 15 exons. NCBI's taxonomy places the organism in Eukaryota, Metazoa, Chordata, Actinopteri, Cichliformes, Cichlidae. Gene Ontology annotation, molecular function: cystathionine beta-synthase activity; cysteine synthase activity. The record is from RefSeq and is a predicted model, not a curated record.
AAUUCUGCGCUCCAUACAGUUUCGUCCACGUGCGUCGGCACGUUAAAGGCUUGCUUUGUCGGAAGUUGAUCCCUAGGCUGUGCAGUCGUCGGCUCGUCGUACCGGUGUGCGGUUUUCACGCAGAUUUCAAGGCACAGAUAAAUCUCCAGGUUGAGCCAUGCCAUCAGUUCCUUCAUCCAAAGAGACCACAGUCAAGAGCCCCGUGUGCCCACACGCUGGCAAGCUGCACGGCUUCAGCAACGGAGAGAACAAAGUCAAGAACGGAGUUGAGAACCUGAAGACGGAGGAGGAGUCGCAGGAGGCAGCCAGAAACAUUCAGAUCAAAACAAAGCAUUCUUCUCCCGAAAGGAAAUGGAUCCGGCCCGACCUUCCCAGCCGCUGCACGUGGAGCCUGGAAGCCUCAAAAUCCGACUCCCCUCACACACAAGUUCCAAGGACUGUGCUACCAGCCAUUCUCCCCAACAUCCUGAACAAAAUCGGUGACACUCCCAUGGUACGAAUCAACAACAUCCCCAAAGCCUUUGGACUCAAAUGUGAAAUAUUGGCCAAGUGCGAGUUCUUCAAUGCGGGCGGCAGUGUCAAGGACAGAAUUAGUCUGCGGAUGGUGGAGGAUGCUGAGAGAGCCGGGAUCCUCAAGCCUGGAGACACCAUCAUAGAGCCCACCUCUGGAAACACCGGUAUCGGACUCGCUCUGGCUGCUGCAGUGAAAGGCUACCGUUGCAUCAUUGUCAUGCCAGAGAAGAUGAGCAUGGAGAAGGUGGAUGUCUUGAGAGCGCUCGGAGCAGAGAUCGUACGUACGCCCACCAGCGCCCGUUUCGAUUCGCCAGAGUCUCACGUGGGCGUGGCCUGGCGCCUUAAGAACGAGAUCCCCAACUCGCACAUCCUGGACCAGUACCGCAACCCGAGCAAUCCCCUGGCUCACUACGACACCACAGCCGAGGAGAUCCUGGAGCAGUGUGACGGUAAGGUAGACAUGCUGGUGGCUGGUGCAGGCACAGGAGGGACGAUCACAGGCAUCGCCCGCAAGCUGAAGGAAAGAUGCCCAAAUAUCAAAAUUGUUGGUGUUGAUCCUGAAGGUUCAAUCCUGGCUGAGCCUGAGGAGCUUAACAAGACCGAUAAGACCCAGUACGAGGUGGAGGGCAUCGGGUACGACUUCAUCCCCACCGUGCUCGACAGAUCGGUGGUCGAUACGUGGUACAAGUCCAAUGAUGAGGAGUCCUUCAACAUGUCUCGUUUGCUGAUCAGAGAGGAAGGCCUGCUGUGCGGAGGCAGCUCGGGGACGGCCAUGGCAGCAGCUGUGCAUGCCGCCAAGGAGCUGAAAGAGGGCCAGCGCUGUGUGGUGAUCCUGCCGGACUCCAUCCGCAACUACAUGUCAAAGUUCCUGAGUGAUAAGUGGAUGGUACAGAAGGGCUUUUUGAGGGAGGAGGACCUCAUGGUGAAGAAACCAUGGUGGUGGAACUUGAAGCUGCAGUGUUUGAACAUGUCGGCCCCGCUCACUGUCCUGCCUACCGUCAGCUGCCAAAAGACCAUCCAGAUCCUCAAGAAUAAUGGCUUCGACCAGGCGCCGGUGGUCGAUGACACAGGAUUGAUCCUGGGCAUGGUGACUCUAGGGAACAUGCUAUCUUCGAUCCUUGCAGGGAAGAUCAACUUGUCAGAUCCUGUCAGCAAAGUGCUUUACAAGCAGUUCAAACAGAUCACACUGACUGACAACUUGGGAAAGUUGUCCUCGAUAUUGGAGAUUGACCACUUCGCCCUGGUGGUACAUGAACAGAUCCAAUACUUGACUGAUGGCUCUCACAGCAAAAAGCAGAUGGUUUUCGGGGUGGUGACGGCUGUCGACCUGCUCAACUUCGUCACAGCCCGGAAGAGGCUGGAGCGCUCCAUGUCAGAAUCCACCGAUGAGCUGAAUUAAAAACAAAGACACUACAUGCCUUUACAUUUCUUACUUUAAUGUGACGAACACGUUGACAUUCAGUUUAGCGUCUUAAAAUUGGCAGAAAGUCUGUUUUUCAGAAGUUUUGGUUUGACUUUGGCUCUUAUUUCUCUCUUUUUGAAUCAUUUUUCUAUGUUUGACCUUGAGUCUUAAAGCGUAAUAAGCAGAAUAAUUUGUCCUACUGUCAGCUUAUGAUGGGGGUUGUUAUUAUUGCUUAAGCCUGUAGUGCUCAAAUCUUUUAGAAGUUUUGUUACAGUGUAGACUUUUAUUGUUUUGUAUCAGACUUGAAGAGAGGCUGUGAGGAAAGUAAAUGAUUGUAUCAUCACUGUGGCCUUGUGUACCAGACAGGAAUACAAAAGUCACAUUCAACUCAUUUAUUAUGGGAGUUGCUGUGUGUAUGUGUAUAUAUGCAUAUUAUAUUUUCAUUAUUGCUCACUGUAUGCUGAUUUCAUGAUUAUUCAAGUGUAAAGUAGUCUGGACUACUUAAUCUUUGCAGUGUCUAGGAGAAAACAUUUUCUAUGACAUCAUUUUUCCUUAAUGAAUGUAUAAGGCUAAAUAAAAAUUACACUCUGUA